AUGAGUGUUUUUGUUUUUGGAUCAAAUGCCAUAUCUCAGCUAGGGCUGGGAGAAGAUGAAGGAAGUACUCAUGUUCCAACCAGACUUUCUUUUUUUGACGGAAUGUCUUUAUCCAAGGUUCGAUGUGGGUCAUUACAUACGUUGGUCCUCGAUACUAGUGGAACUCUAUAUUCCUGGGGAUGCAAUGACGAAGGAGCUCUGGGAAGAGGUGGAGACGAAUCCACACCUGAAAAAGUUUGUCUUCAAGAAAAGGUUGUAGAUAUGGAUUGCGGAGCCUCCAUCUCUGCUGCAUUGACUUCCAGUGGGCAUGUCUAUGUGUGGGGAACAUUUCGAUCGACAAACGGGACCUUUGGAUUAACUCCUUCUGAGGGCAUUUCUUUUGAACCCGUAAAGGUUCCUCUCAAAAACAUAAGGGCCUUGAGCGCAGGGCAAAGCUUCAUAGCUGCACUUGAUUCAAAGGAUGUGAUUUAUACCUUUGGAUCGAACGAAUUUGGAGAGCUUGGAAGAAGAACAUCUGAAAGAAAUAAAUUAAGAGCUCUUAUACCAGAUGCAGUUACGACUCCUAGAAAACGCCUCCAGAACCAUAGGUUCAAGUCUAUUGCAUCUGGCCUGAACCAUCUGAUAGCACUGAACACAGAUGGAGAAGCCUAUUGUUGGGGAUCUAACCUAUACGGGCAGUUGGGGCAUGAUAAGGCGGAAAGCACUUUCAACAAAUACAAGGUUCCCUUGGACGGCAUAUCUCAAGCAGUAGGAGGAGAAAAUCACAGUUUGUUUGUAACUAAGGAUGGUAGUCUAUAUGGAAGUGGGAGAAAUAAGGAAGGACAGCUUGGGAUCCAGAAUGUGGAAAACCUCAAAUCUCCCACCAAACUUGGGCUUAGUGGAGUAGAAGCUGUUCGUUCUUAUAACAGCUUCAGCAUAGGUAAAGUUGGAAAUGAGCUAUAUUCGUGGGGAACCGGGUUCAAUGGUGCAUUGGGACAUGAAGAAGAAACCCUGUUUGAACCGAAGAAGAUUCCAUAUGAAUUUCCUGAAGUGAUAGAUUUUGAUGUUGGGAAUGACUUUUCUGUUGUAGUGACUAAGUAG
Molecule: messenger RNA, 1080 nt
Organism: Encephalitozoon intestinalis ATCC 50506
Lineage: Eukaryota; Fungi; Microsporidia; Unikaryonidae
Product: alpha-tubulin suppressor-like protein
Exons: 1
Coding region: 1-1080 (359 amino acids)
Cellular component (GO): cytoplasm
Molecular function (GO): guanyl-nucleotide exchange factor activity
Source: RefSeq, a predicted model, not a curated record